This is a messenger RNA of Acanthosepion pharaonis, 516 nucleotides long. NCBI's taxonomy places the organism in Eukaryota, Metazoa, Mollusca, Cephalopoda, Sepiida, Sepiidae. The record is from the annotation of a GenBank genome assembly.
AUGUUUCUGUGUCACUCCUCAUUCUCUUUUAUUCUGCUUCUGUGUCACUCCUCAUUCUCUUUUAUUCUGCUUCUGUGUCACUCCUCAUUCUCUUUGAUUCUGUUUCUGUGUUACUCCUCAUUCUCUUUUAUGUUAUUUCUAUGUCACCUCACUCUUUUCUAUUUUUUCUGUGUCACUCUUCACUCUCUCCUAUUCUCCUUCUUUGUCACUACUCACUCUCUUUUAUUCUAUUUCUGUAUCACUCCUUACUCUCACUCUCAUUCUGGUUUUUCCCUUUUCCUACUGUUUUUUAUUCAGUCAUCUUUCUCUCUUUCUCUUUUAUCCAGUUCAUUAAUUUUCCCCUUUCAUCUUAUUCUUUCAUUCUCUCUCACUUUCUUCACUUUGUUCUACUUUCUUUCAUCCCUAAUUCCCCCCCCCGCCUUCUCUUUUACUCACUGUUUAACUAACUUCUUUUCCCUAAUUCUUCCCACCUCUCUCUAUCUUUCUUUCUCUGUCCUUUCUAAUCAAUGUAAAUGA